GUAGGCCCUCUCGGCCAUUUUCUCCGAGUUGCGGAGCCCUUUUUAAACAAAUCCAAAAUCCCCAAGUCACCACGACGCAAUAAGGCUGAAUUAUGUCUUCCGCCACCACCACCGCCGCCGUGGAGAGGCAUACUUAUUGGUGCCAUGAAUGCGACAUGAGCGUCUCUCUCCUCUCCUCUUCCACCGCCACUUCCUCUCUCCGCUGCCCUCAUUGCUCCGACUUCCUCGAACACAUGGACUCCCCUCUCUUCAACCCUAACCCUAACCCGAACCCCAGCCCCACUCUCAUCCCCCUCGCCUCCCUCCUCGACUCCGCUGCCGCCUCUCAGAAUCCCGAUCUGGCCGCCGUCCUGCACUCCAACUCCGACGACAACUACCUUCUCGACAGCCCUUACCUCCACCGCCUGAUCCACCAUCUCACCGCCAAUUCCCAGUCCUCCGACCCCUCCGCCGCCGGCUGCCGCCUCCACUCCCCGACCUCCAAAUCCGCUUUGGAAGCGAUCCCUAAUGUGACGAUCACGGCCACAUUGCUCGGCCUGGAUCCGGUCAUUCUCUGCGCCGUCUGCAAGGAUCAGUUCCUGGUCGGUGCCGAAGUGAAGCAGUUGCCCUGUAAGCAUAUGUACCAUUCGGACUGUAUUCUGCCAUGGCUUUCGCAGCACAACUCGUGCCCGGUGUGCCGGUUUCGGCUUCCGACCGAGACCAAUGACGGCUCCAAGCAGGGGCUCCCGGUGGAGUCCUUCGAUGAUGCGGAUUGGGUUGGUUUUGAGAGCACUCUGAGGCACAUUGCCAGGAGGCGCAGGCUUAUGCCUGCUUGGAGAGAUGGUGCUGUGGAGGAGUCUCUGAUGUCCCCCACGCAGGUUGGAGAAGCGGCGGCGGGUAUUGUGGAGAGGGCUAAUAGUGCGGAGACUGUGUCGAGCUGGCCCAGCUGGUAUGUUGAAGGUGGUGCCAGUGUGGGUGGUGGAGGGGAUGGAGACAGUGGCUCGAACGCCAGGGUGAAUGACGAUGGUGAUACUUUGGGGCAUUGAACUCUUUGCAGUUGGUCUCUGUCUCAGCAAAGUUGAGGUUUGUAUAGUUACUGCUAGCCUGCUAGGGUUAUUGACGGUACAUCAUCGACCCAAAUCAUCUAAUGAAGUGUAAAUCUGCUGUGAAGAACCCUGCUGCUCUUUUAAUAAUACAAAAGUACCUGUGAUUUUGAUGUGCAAUUUCUCCCCCUGUUCUUUCACCCUCAUCCCUCACCCCCAGAAUGCAUGAGAGCCCAUCUCGAUUAUUCGAGUUGAGGCCUAUUGCUCAUAAUGGUUCUAGUGUAAACUAAAUUCUCCUUUCAUUUUGGAUAAUAACAACAUCAUGCUGUUUCUUUGUU
Messenger RNA from Diospyros lotus (date-plum), 1360 nucleotides. RefSeq names its product E3 ubiquitin-protein ligase RING1-like. Gene Ontology annotation, biological process: protein ubiquitination. The transcript is spliced from 2 exons. Gene Ontology annotation, molecular function: ubiquitin protein ligase activity. Bases 93 to 1025 code for a protein of 310 amino acids. NCBI's taxonomy places the organism in Eukaryota, Viridiplantae, Streptophyta, Magnoliopsida, Ericales, Ebenaceae. Gene Ontology annotation, cellular component: cytoplasm. The record is from RefSeq and is a predicted model, not a curated record.